Molecule: messenger RNA, 1275 nt
Organism: Pararge aegeria (speckled wood butterfly)
Lineage: Eukaryota; Metazoa; Arthropoda; Insecta; Lepidoptera; Nymphalidae
Product: lipase 1-like
Exons: 5
Coding region: 1-1275 (424 amino acids)
Biological process (GO): lipid metabolic process
Molecular function (GO): hydrolase activity, acting on ester bonds
Source: RefSeq, a predicted model, not a curated record
AUGUGGAUAGGUCUUGUGUUCUGUUGUACUAUCGCGUUUGUUACAGGUGGCCUCCCCCCUCAGGCUAACUACAUCGCAGAGCUGCUCAGAGAUCAGACAUCUAGCAAUCGUGUAUCCGAUAAUAUUAUAGAAGAUGCUACACUCGAUUUGCCUAAUCUGGUAAGGAAAUAUAACUAUCCAUUGGAAGAACAUUCUGUUACGACUGAAGAUGGAUACAUCUUGGGACUGCACCGUAUUCCUCAUGGUAGAGACUCAAACAAUAGACCUGGGAAUAAGCCUGUUGUAUUCUUAAUGCAUGGCUUAUUAUCUUCAUCUGCAGAUUUUCUUGUAAUGGGACCAGGAUCUUCUCUAGCAUACAUUUUGGCAGAGGAAGGGUACGAUGUUUGGAUGGGAAAUGCUCGAGGAAACUACUUCUCAAGAAGACACAGGCGUCUUAAUCCUGACGCUCUACUUAACACUGCCUUUUGGGAAUUCUCAUGGGAUGAAAUAGGAAAUAAAGAUUUGCCAGCAAUGAUAGAUUUUGUGCUCCAACGUACAAGAAAGUCUGCAUUGCAUUACAUCGGAUUUUCUCAGGGAACCACGGUGUUUUUUGUUAUGGCAUCCUUACGACCGGAAUAUAAUAAGAAAAUUAUAUCAAUGCAAGCGAUGGCACCCGUAGCAUAUAUGCGCCACAAUAGCAGUCCGUUACUGAAUGCAUUAGCACCCUUUGCAAGGAGAAUUGAGGAAAUGGCUGGACGACGUGGCAUAGCAGAAUUUUUGGGUAAAAGACCAAUUUAUACAAAAAUAGGCAAAGAGUUUUGUAUGGAUGGAGCGGAAACUCAAGCACUCUGCAGUGAAGUUAUAUUUUUUAUAGCUGGAAAUAGUGGUGAAGGACAGCACAAUGCGACUAUGUUACCAGUAAUACUGGGUCAUUACCCGGCUGGUAUUGCGUUGAGGCAAGCAGCGCACUACGGUCAAGCGAUCGCUGGCGGAGACUUCAGACGUUACGAUCACGGACCAGUUGUUAACAGGAGAAUAUACGGAUUCGCAGUUCCACCUCGUUAUGACUUGUCUAGAGUAUCUGCCCCCGUGUACCUACAUUACUCUGAAACUGAUCCAUUGGCUGACUUAAGAGACGUGGAAAGACUGUUCCGGGAACUGGGAAAUGUAGCUGGACGGCUUAGAGUGAAACCGAGGGUAUUCAGCCAUGUGGAUUUUGUAUGGGGAGUAGACGCAAAAACUAUUGUCUAUAACAGCAUUAUAGGUUCCAUGCGACGUCGGGAUCGUCAAAACUGA